This is a messenger RNA of Phyllostomus discolor (pale spear-nosed bat), 6145 nucleotides long. It is a transcript of the gene MOB3B, whose product is annotated as MOB kinase activator 3B. Gene Ontology annotation, biological process: signal transduction; positive regulation of protein phosphorylation. Gene Ontology annotation, molecular function: protein kinase activator activity. Gene Ontology annotation, cellular component: nucleus; cytoplasm. NCBI's taxonomy places the organism in Eukaryota, Metazoa, Chordata, Mammalia, Chiroptera, Phyllostomidae. The transcript has 4 exons. Bases 474 to 1124 code for a protein of 216 amino acids. The record is from RefSeq and is a predicted model, not a curated record.
GCUGCCAUUCCCCCAGUGGCCGCCAGGAGGUCCCCCUCUCGCCGCCCCGGCGCACCGCCGCCUCGAGUGCAAGUCGGGGCUACUUUGGAGCAGAGGCAACAUCAGCGGGAGCCCAGCGCUCUCUUGCUAGCUUGCUCACUGGCUCCGGAGCCCCUGGCGUGGAUCCGUAAGAGUCGCUCCUCCUGCCCCAAGCUCACCCGCUUCCUUUCGUGCCGGCUGCAGUUUACCCAGCUCAGGAAGCCGACAGGGCCCCGGGCUGAAGGUGAAACCCCACGGAAGAAACAUGAGUUUCCCCUGGAAAUCACUCAAGUGGAAGAUGGAAGGGGCCAUCUAAAAUAGAUUAGAAGCUGCAAGCUGCAACACUGGGGCCAGAGGGCUGGCAGUGGAAAACUCUGUUGGGUUGUGAUCUCUCACGGAAGAGUUCCAGGUGCCUUUUUGCUUCCUGCAAGACAAAGGAAGAAAAGGAGAACACCAUGUCUAUAGCGUUGAAGCAGGUGUUCAACAAGGACAAGACCUUCCGGCCCAAGAGGAAAUUUGAACCUGGCACACAGAGGUUUGAGCUCCACAAGAGGGCUCAGGCAUCCCUCAACUCGGGCGUGGACCUAAAGGCAGCUGUGCAGCUGCCCAGUGGGGAGGACCAGAACGACUGGGUAGCCGUACACGUGGUGGACUUCUUCAAUCGAAUCAACCUUAUCUAUGGCACCAUCUGCGAGUUCUGCACUGAGCGAACCUGCCCUGUGAUGUCAGGGGGCCCCAAAUAUGAAUAUCGGUGGCAGGAUGACCUCAAGUAUAAGAAGCCGACUGCACUGCCAGCUCCCCAGUACAUGAACCUUCUCAUGGAUUGGAUUGAAGUCCAGAUCAACAAUGAAGACAUAUUUCCAACAUGUGUGGGUGUUCCCUUCCCAAAGAACUUCCUUCAGAUCUGCAAGAAGAUCCUGUGCCGCCUUUUCCGGGUCUUUGUCCAUGUCUACAUCCACCACUUCGACCGGGUCAUCGUGAUGGGUGCGGAGGCCCAUGUCAACACCUGCUACAAACACUUCUAUUACUUCGUCACAGAGAUGAACCUCAUAGACCGCAAGGAGCUGGAGCCCUUGAAAGAGAUGACGAGCAGGAUGUGUCACUAAGACCCCAUCUUACCCUUCGAAGAAAGAGGAAAGCUGUUUGUUCCUGAAGUUCCAGGUGGACAGGAGGGAGACCUCACGGAAUGCAAUGGUGUACAGACUUCCAGGAGCAGGCAAGCUGUAGACAAGGGGUGAUUCCUGAGAGAUGUCCCCCAUCCCUACCUGUGCUCUUAACCCUGAGUGCUGCUAGCCAUGACCUGUGGACCAGCUGUCCACAGCAUGAGAGAAGGACUGCCCCUCCGCUCCUGGCUCUGGAGGAAGCUUCCUGAUUGUGUGGCAGUUCUGCCUGGGACCUGUGCCCAAGCUGUGCUGGAAUUCAGGUUGUGAGACCGAGAUACUGUUUGUACUCUUCCACCUAUCCGUCUUGUCCACUGGCUGACUUUUCUGUACGUGUUUUCUAAGUACCAAGUGCUUUUAGAUCUCUGGUUGCAAAGCAAAUUUUUCUACAACGAGCCUUCCUUUUGGGUCCCUGAGGACUCCCACCCCGAUCCUGUGUCUCGGCUGUGUGCGGGGCUGCGGAGCCUGGAGAGACUGGAGGCCACACCGCAGCACUGGCACUGUCUUCCUAAUGGGCGGUUUCGUCAGGGACACCCUGAGGGGUGGCUGGUCUCGGCCCCCAACAGGGUCUACACCCUUUAACUACAGGGAAGAGACUGAUUUCUAACAAAAUGCCACCACGUUGCCAGUUUACCCUGAGUGUUUUUUAUAACCACUCCACUCCUUGUUUCUUCCAUUCAAGAUAUUUUUCCUGUUUCCCAGAAGAGGAACAAAAGGAAGUUAUAAAUGACUAAGGAUGAUCAGCAGAAGCCCUGAGCCAGAUUAGUGCAGUGUUUGUUCUUAAUUAGGGGGUAGGGAGUCAUGGCUGUCUCUGCAUAAUACAAAAAUUUCAGUGAAAAAGAAAAGUACAAUUGCUUAUUGAUGCAUGAAGCUCAGACUCUCCGAGCAUUGACUUGGAACCUUCCUAGCUGACCCUCUGAGCUUUUAAAUGCAGUCCAUGUUUUCUUCUUCUUCCUCCACACUUUCCUCUUUUCUGCUGUAUUAUAUUAUGGCAUAAAAUUACUUUCUGCCCCAGUGAAUGUGCCACAGUUGCCAAGGUAACCGUGGAGCUGGAGCUCCUUCCUUCUUCCAUCCUUCCCAAGUCUUGUGCUCCAGUAGACAGAGUAACACAUUCUGUGCGACACCCAGCCUGUUGGAACCUCCAUGAGUUCUGCUUCAAGAAUGUUGCCUUCUCUAAUUCACCCUGAAGCUGUGGUUGCCCUGGGAGUCUGUGACUAGGCAGUGAUAAUACUUCCGGUGAUCGUUUGCAUAUGACAAAAUCGCAGUUGGUGGAGGGAAGUAGAUAAGAAUGUAUUAGUGCAUUUUAAUGUAAUACCGAUUAAAGAAUAACUAAACAACUCUGAUUUUGUUUCAUUUCAUGUAAUGUAUUGAAGCCACUGGUGGCUGCCAGAGGCUAGAAAGCAUGAAAUCUUCUUGGUCCAAACUAAGAAAGGGCUGACUGUCGGUGUGGGGACAUUCUGCGUCGACCCAACCUGGCGAGCCAACCCUUGCUUUGCAUCUCGUCCAAGCUGUCUCAUGGAAUCCAAAUCCUGCUACCUCUCUCCAAAUUGUGCUCUCAACAGGCACUGCCCCACCCCCAUUUUAGAGGCAAGGGAGGCAAAGAUUUUUUUAGCAUCAUUUUUGGCUGAAAGAAUAUUUGACUGUCCUAAGAAUCCAGAGAAAAAUAAAUUAGGAGCCCCCACAAUGCGCAGUAGGUACAGGACGUGGGACGCCAGACGGAGAGCGGCUGUGUGGAGCCCAUGCCGUGGGAGGAGCUCAGAAGAAGUGCUGCGCUGCGGAAAGCCUCAGGAGUCCUGCAUUAAAAACUGACUCUUUUCCCGCAUUUCAAUCAAAUAAGAUGCUGGACUUGGAAGACAUUUGUCACUAAUUCUUUCUAAUGUUAUUUCUGUUAACUGUGCAUAUAAAAUUUUCAUUCAACUUAAAAAUCCAAAUAUUUUUUCAACUUCUUGAAACAGUUCCUUCCUGGUUGUAUUGCUAAUUGCUCUAAUCAACUCCUCUAGGAUAAGUUCUGGCACACUACUCUCAUUUUUUAAUUACAGAGUAUUUUUAUUCCCACAGACCUUGUUUGGCAAAUCCUAAAGAAAAUCAUUACAGGCGGGUUUUUGGUUUUGAUCUCCUUGGCCCAUCUACAUCAUUAGUACAUCUCAUUGGGAGCGGAAAGUCUUCUGAGCUCCCGGCAGCCCGCAGGCACCAGCGGCUCUCUGGGUCUGAGACUGACACCUUGCUCCUUCCUCUGAACCUUGCUGGCUCACCUUCAUUUUCCAUUAUUGUUUCAGUUGAAUUAUACAUGUAGCUAUUAUUAUUUCUUUCUGAGAAAUUUCAAAAAGGAGACAUUUCAAUGGACAUCGAUAUACCCAUCACUUACCUGCAUCGAUUGUUAACAUUCACUUAAUUGCUAGCAUUUCCAUAUUUUGUCUCUGUCUCUGUAAAUACACAUUCUUACUGAUGGACCACUUCAAAAUAUGUUGCAGACAUCAUAAAACUUGAAAAUACUUUAUCCAUUAUCCCCAAAGUGUUUAUAUAUUUUGUUUUAAAUCCAAAAUCCAAUUAAGAAUCACACAUUGCCAUUUAGUUGUCAUUCUUCUGAGUUAAUAGAUUGGAGUUCCUGUGUGUGUGUGUGUGUGUGUGUGUGUGUGUGUGUGUCCUUCAUGACACUGCCUUAAAAAGUUAGGUCUGCUUUGUUUGCAGACUGUUCCACAGUCUGGGAUUCUUUUUCUGUUUCAUUCUUCAUUAUUAGAUUCCGGAUAAACAUUUUUUUAGCAAGAAUGUUAUAUAUGUGAUAUUGUCUCUUUUCUAUUGCAUUAAAUCUGGAUGCAUAUAAUGUCUAGUUGUCUCACAAUGUUAAGCUUGAUCAGUGGGUUCAGGUGUUAUCUGUCAGACCCACUCAUUAUAAUGUUCUAUAAUUCAUUAUGAAACUCUGGAACUCAGCACACAUACAUUUUAUAAAUGUGCACAGCCUUAUUCUUCUCAAGGAGGCCCAGGAUCUCCCAAGGAUUGCAACCAUUGCAGUUAGAAGAUAUAGUAGUGACAAGGAAUUCAUCUCUUUCCAUUUAACAGAGGUAAAGGGGAACCAAAAUGUUCCCUGUGCGGCAGUACAUGAGCAUGCUGGCUAAUGAGAAGUUAUAUGGUCCAAAAUCCAGAGUUGAAAUGUAUGUGAUGUCUUUUUUCCCACCCCCAAUGACCCCCCAUUCAGACCCAUGUUUAUUUUAGAGAGCAUGUACUUUAAUUGAAAAGCAUGCAUUUUGUGCCCAAGAGCAAAAAAUUGGGGUGGUAUAGAUAUUACAAAGGGACAAAGUUUCUACACAGAUAUGAAGUAUAUAUGUGGUAUGAUCAUUUCAUGGGGGUAGAGGAUGAUUUUGAAUUAAAUGUCUAAAAAUGCUUCUUAGGAGUGUAACGAUGAAAAGGAACUUGGUUGGGAAUACUCAGGUAGAGUCAGUUUCUGCUUCCAAAAAUGGUUAAUUUUCUCUUCCUGGAGUGUUUUCUCAUUUCUGAGGGGCAGAAUGAAUGAAAGCAACUUUUAGAGACUUCUUAAUCCAUUCCUUCUACCUUCCCAAACUAUAUGAGUAACAUUCCAGGUGAGAAAAAAAAAAAAACAGUUCUACUCUCAAAGACUGUCAGGUAUAGAAAUUCUACAGUGUCCUUGAGUAUAAUGCACUGAACACUUUAUACAAUCUGAAACUUCCAUUCAACUUGAGCCAAACUAUUAGCUUUGAGUUUCAGCUCACCUUUUUAGAAUCCCACAUUUUAAAAAGAUCCAAAGAUUAAAUAGAGUAAGUAAAAAUAUAAUGAAUGAGAGCUUUAUUUGCAUGCCAAUUAAGUAUUUGAAGACCAAUACCAGUUGCCCUUCAGCCUUUUUUCCUUUAACACCCUCCAAUGGACAAAGUCCCCCGGAAGCCUUAUUGCCCUCAUACUAACAUGUCUGUGGCCCCACUUGAAGCCUGCCAAAGCACUUCCUGUCACUGUGCACUAGGAUGUAACCGGCAGUGAACAUGGAGAAAAUUAUUGCACAUUUUCUACAAAUUAUAUUGUGCCUUUGCUAAAUCCUGACUUGACUUUAUACAUUUAUAAAUUUUUGUUAUAUUUUCCCACGCUAAAUUCAUAUCUAUAUUAUAUUCAACUAUUUUGAUUCAUCUUCUUUACUUUCCUUCCCUCCUACAUUUAACAUUUUUCGUGAGAUCACACUGUGUUGUCUGCUUUAAACACCUUUUUAAUUGGCAGAGUAUUAAGGGACUUGGAGAGAGUUCUUCUCAGCUUGUGGGGGUGAUUUAUGCCAAUUCAUCAUCCUGGUUGGUCAUGGAUGUAAGCACAGCAAUUCCUAUGGUCUCUAACUUUCCACAGCCACACCCCUUAGGUAUCACACAGAAGAAAAGAAAUGUCAUAGGAAAAGCCUGGGCACAUUGUGGAGAAAUGUGUACAAAGGCAAAGUCCUAAAAGGAGUCAGGUGUGUCACUUAGAUAACACUGUUGCCAUUGGUUCUUGGAUAAUUUUGGUCCUUGAUAAUGUAGGUGAUUCUCUCUUAGAAUUAGCCAAACAAACUGUGUUUUGGAAAUAAUAGAUUUUUGCUGCUUUAGAAAGAAUAUCAACUAAAAAAAAAACCUUUUUAUAACAGACUGUUUCCCUCCUCUGGGCAGUUAUUAAUUCUGAGUAAGAAGAUUUCAGUGAGCAAAUAAGAAUCUUUGUAACUUUUAGAGGGAAGAGUCCAGUUCUAGUAUGAUAAUUAAGCUGUUCUAUUAGCUAUUAGUGUUCUAAUUCCAAAGUUUUCCAGUAUCUUUUCUAAUUGCAUCAGAAAAAACACGAUCACCAUAUUUUUAGCUCCAUUUGUGAUUAAAUUAAGGGUUUGACUAGAAAAACAUACUAAUACAAUUAAAUCAGUUAGAAAAGCAAACUAAAACUAAAGGACAUUUCUGAAAUAAUUCUAUAUGAGCUUAAGAAUCCAAAUGUCACAAAUAAAGAACAUAUAACCAUCA